GAAAAGAGAGAGUAUUAUAAAUGAAGUGGAGCAGAAGAUGAGCUUCUUGUUCUGUACAAGUCAGAGAAAAAGUCAGAAACAGAGAAAGAUCAGAGACUUCAGAGACGACGACGCAAUUCUACGAUUUUCUUCGUUCAAAGAUCUGAUUUUUUCUCGGUCUGGAGAAGGAGAUAAAGCACCGAUCCAUGGCCGAUUGAAUCAAAGUUAAUCUCCGGAGGUUCGGAGUUUUUUUUUAAAGAAAUCGUGAAAAGAUGGCAGUCUCUUUCCCUCGUCUUCCGAGGUGGUUGUGUGGUGGUGGUGGUGGUAACACUAAGAAAGAGUCGAAGGGAUCUCCUCCUUCGCUGAAGAAGACUAUUAAGACUGAGUCUUCUUCUUCUAUGGUGAAGAAGAUCAAGAAAGGAUGGGUUGGAAGAGGAGGAGGGGAGGAGGAGAGGAUGGGGAAUGUGGUGUUCCCUGAACCAGAUGAUCCAGAGUGGUCCAUUGGUUGGGUUGAGCCUCAUGGACCAGGGUUUAAAAGUGAGGAUGAUUCUGGUGGUGGUGGGUUUGUGGUUCUUGUUCCUUGUUACAAGAAAGUUAUGGACGGUUCAGGGAAUCAGAUUCUGAAUGGCUUCUUCUCUCCUGCUCCUGAUGGGAAGAAUAUGGAACAGUGGCUGUCGUCUAUAAGGAAGCUAUAAGCUGGAGGAUUGGGAAAGAUCUAGACUAGUUCUCUCAUGUUCUUUUUUUUUUCAGUAUCAUAAUUAAGAAUCAAAUAAUUUUUUAAAAAAAAACAAGGAAAAAAGGAGGCAAGGUGGUGGAUAGCUUCUAGAGACUUCUCUGUUUUAACGAGUGACAACAAGUCAUCCUCAAGAGUCUACUAAUGGACAAAGAUGAUAGGGUGAUGGAGACUUGGCAACAUAAAAUGAAUGAAGUACUGGUAUGCUAUGAAUAUGAUAUAUUAUAUGAUUUUGGUAUUUGGAUAUUUUUCAUGUUGGGUGUUGUUUGAAGUGAAAGCGUUUUCUGCUUCUUCACUUCUGUGGCCGAGAUUAUUUGUUUCGGACCAACAACAGAAAAAAAAACAAUCCUUUUUUUUUUCUUUUGUUCUUUUGUGGUUGGUGAUGUGUAAUAAUAGUAGUGUACAUGUACAUAAGUUCGGUUUCUCUCUUGAA
This is a messenger RNA of Raphanus sativus (radish), 1145 nucleotides long. RefSeq lists its product as uncharacterized. The coding region runs from base 252 to 674 and encodes 140 amino acids. NCBI's taxonomy places the organism in Eukaryota, Viridiplantae, Streptophyta, Magnoliopsida, Brassicales, Brassicaceae. The record is from RefSeq and is a predicted model, not a curated record. The transcript is spliced from 3 exons.